CUUCUCGUAUGGGCCACUGUUGGUGACAACCAUUGAAUGGUUAGCGUGUGCCAUUCGCCUGUUUCCUGGGAAAGAAGUAACUCAUCUCCAAGUGAUGUCUACCAGCUGACUGGCAGCUCUAAACUCUGAUGUUCACUUUAUUCAGGUCUUCAAUUUCCUGCAUGAUUUUUACUACCAAAAAACCCACUUAAUCCAUUUCACUGAACCCUGAGAUCAUCCUGUUUUACAUGAUUGAAUAUUUUGCAUUGCUGAGAAAAGCUGAAAUUAAACACAGCCGACAUUUGUCUAUUGCAUGCUAAAUGGAAGGCUCCGAGGGGCUCAAAGGUUGAAGACUUUGAGUGACAAGUCAAGAGAAGCGAAAGUAAAAAGCCAACCCAGGACUGUUCCAUGUGUGCCAAAGUACUGUGCUGGCUUAGAAUUACUGAGCAGAUAUGAAGAUACAUGGGCUGCACUUCACAGAAGGGCCAAGGAAUGUGCAAUUGCUGGAGAGCUGGUGGACAGCGAGGUGGUGAUGCUUUCAGCGUUCUGGGAGAGAAAGAAGACCAGCCUGGUAGAGUUACAGGAACAGCUCCAGCAGCUUCCAGGUUUAAUAGCAGAUUUAGAAUCCAUGCAAGCAAACCUGACUCAUUUAGAGGCGAGUUUUGAGGAGGUAGAGAACCACCUGUUGCACCUGGAGGAUUUGUGUGGGCAGUGCGAGCUAGAAAGAUGCAAACAUACGCAGUCCCAGCAACUGGAAAAUUACAAGAAAAAUAAGAGGAAGGAACUUGAAACCUUCAAAGUGAUAUAUUGUGACUUCUGUGGCUCGAGGCUGCAGGACGAAAAACAAAGUGGCUUAAUAAGCAAGACUUCUCAGAGGAAGACACCCCUAAGACAUUCGCCAGAGGCCAAAAACAGCCUCAAAUUUGAGUUUACAUUUAAACCUAAAAAGAAUCGGGCUGGUAUGGUAAUGUAAUGGCUACUGAAAGUUUCGCAGUAUUCUGUUAAUGCAUCUGUAUUUCAGCAACAUUGUGGAGUAAAAUCUGAAACUGCCUUUUUUCUCGUCUGUCUCUCUUUUCUAGUCUUGACAUAAAACUGUUCAGGAGAUCUUUUAUAAUGUCAACAUUGUGUGGAUUAAGAGAAAGGGAUGUCUUGUUUUGGUUAAUAGUCUAUUCAUUACAUCAAAUAAAAACAGGAAGCAGUCCACAGAAAGCAUUUUGUACAUCACUGAAUGGAACUGGUUUUUGCAGAAGAGGGAUUUAAAUCCUAGAUCUUUUCAUUAAGUCUUUAUUUGAAAUUAUGAAGUUCAUUUUCAUGGGAGUAUCCUUUGGUAAGGGGUGUGUGUGUGUGUAUAGGGGAGAUGUUCUUUUCUUUGACUUCUGUAUCGAUUUCAAUUUUCAGUUUAUUCUAAAAGAUUACUGUUUGUAAUCAGAAAUUGAUACAGUUAGCUUCUAAACACCAGAGUAGAUCACAGUGCUACAAUGUGGUUUGAGGAAAAUAAAAAGAGAGUAUAGCCAUGGUGUUUUCAGAUUUUUUAAUAAAAAGUUAAUUACCUGGAUUUAAAUUACGUUUGUCGUAAGCGUAUUUUAUGGGAAGUGAAAGCAGGCUCUUUAGAGAUGUUGUGGGUGAUUCUCCUUAUAUUCCUCCUUGUUUAUUUGAAGCAUUGAAGUAAAACCAGAUCGUUUUUAUAUUGGUAUUGGGUAUCUAGGAGGUGGAAUUGACUCAACGGCAGUGGGUCUGUUUUUUUCUUUUUAAAGGUUGACCAAACAAGAAUCAGGUUUUUUUUUUAAAAUGAAUCUCUGCCAUAAUCAGUGUCUGUUGAUUCAACAAAGAUUUCUGCCUGCUUCCUUCCUUGUUAAGCAUUGGAGAUUCAAAGUUGAAAAGAUUCUUGCCUUCAAGAGGUGACAGUCUAGUAGAGAGAGAAAAACAAAAUAGUAAGGCAGUCUGUUUAAUGAGGGCGUAUAUGCAAGGGCAUUUGAAACAGAACGGAGUCUCUGAGUUGCCUCAGGGCUGUUAGGAAAAGUACUUUGAAGACUUUGAGUUAAUGGUCACUUUAUAAACCUUCACAUGAGGUGCAGGAUAGGAUCCAUUUGUUGAUUGCUCAUAUGUGCCAGGCACACUGCUGGAUAGUAGGUAUACAUGUGUAAUAGAUGUUAUGUAUAUAUAAUAGACAUAUUGUAUAAUGUAUGUGUGUGUGUGUGUGUGUGUAGGGAGGGGGGCAGAAGGGGCAGGACCUUCAUGGAGUUUGAUCUAGUGUCGAAGAGAUAGGCAUUUCACAAGCAGUAACCAUCAUGAUCACAGGGACAUAAUUUAGAUUGGUGAACCCAUUGCCAUCAAGUUGAUUCCAGCUGAUAGCAACCCUAUAGGACAGAGUAGAACUGCCCCAUAGGGUUUUCAAGGAACAGCUGGUGGAUUUGAACUGGGACCUUCGGGUUAGCAGCCGAGCUCUGAACCCCUGAGCCAGGGUGUAGAAAGGGCUAGAAUUAUCUGAGAUAGUGACUGUAGAGUUUCAGACUAAAGGAUGAGGAGGUGAGACCCACUAUGAAUAAAGGGGGGAAGAAAUUUCCAGGGAGAACAAGGCUCUGAUGCACUGAAGAACUUGGCAGGUUUGAAGUAACUAAAGGAGGCCCAUGUGGCUGGAACAUGGUGAGGCUGGAGAAGUUGGCAGAAGAAGAGGGCCUUAUGGGACAUUGUGCAAAGUUCACAUUUCCUUUUGAUUGUACUGGAAAGCCAGCAAAGGAUUUUAAGUAGUAGGUAGGAGGGAGCACCAUCUGAUUGGUAAUUUUGGAAGAUCACUGGUUGCUGGGUGUUGUGGAUUGAAUUUUGUCCCCCCAAAAAUACGUGUUGUAAACCUACAGGGUCCCUAAGAGUCAGAAUUGACUGCACAGCAGUGGGUUUGUGCCUGUGGUUAUAAUCCCAUUUGGGAAUGGGUUGUCUUUGUUAUGUUAGUGACACUGGAUUCAUGUAGAGAGUGUUUUGAGUCGGUCUCUUUUGAGAUAGAAAGAGAUAAGCAAGCUGGAAAGAGAGGUGCCAAGCCAUAUGAAGAUCACACAAGAGCAGAAGCUCAGAAGAGAUGAAGACUUUCCCCCAGAGGUGGCACCCUGAAUUCAGACUUGUAGCCUUCUAAACUGUGAGAAGAUUUUCUAUUCGUUAAACACCACCUGUGGUGUUCCUGUUACAGCAGCACGAGGUAACGAAGACGCUGGGUGAGUGCAAAAGGAUUGUAGAAGGGCUAAGCGGAAGAGAGAGCGCUUGGAAGGGUUGUAGUAGUUCAGACGUGACAGAGAGCAGGACUGAGGGAGACGGUGGUGACAGAAGUGAAAGUGGAUUCCAGAGGGGACUGGAGGCUGAAGUGACAAGGUUUGGAGAUAGCUUAGAUGUUGGAGGGAGUAAUGUGAAGAUGGAAAUCCGUCCAUUAGGUUUGGCAACAUGUAACCAUUGGUCCAUUGGUGACCGUGAGAAGAGCCGUUUCAGUGGAGUGAGGGAACAUAAGCCAUAUCUGCAUGUAUUAUUAUUAAUCUUCUCAGCAGCCCUUAGUAUUCCUGUCACUAUUGACUGAGUUUGUGAGAUGUUAAGUAACUUUCCUAAAAUUAACCAGCAGUUCUAAGUUCUACUCUGUCCUGUAGGGUCGCUGUGAGUCGGAAUUGACUCGACGGCAGUGGGUUUGGUUUUUUUUAGUAAGUUGUAAAGUGGUGUUUGGAUAUUACCUUCUUGACAUCAGAGCCUGUGCUGUUUCUGCUGUGUUAGGCUGCCUCUUGGGAACGGAGUGACGUGAUAUGGGGUAGCCUGCAUUCCCGAGUUCCUGCUUCUCUGGACACUUCAGAAUAAGGGCUAUAAAGCCCCUCUGCCCCCUCUUUCUAUACGUGGGCACAUGAGGCUUUUUUUUUAAAACCACUUUAUUGAGGUGUCAUUUACAAAGUCACUCAUUUUAGGCAUAUAAUUCAGCAAUAGUAAAUUUAAAGUUGUGCGACCACCACCGCAGUCCAGUUUUAGAGCACGUCCAUCACCCCAGAAAGUUCCUUGUGCCGGUUUGCGUUCAAUCUCUAUUCCUGCUGCCAGCUCCAGGCGACCACUGCUGUGUUUUCUGGCUCUGUAGAUGUGCCUUUUCUGGACAUUUGUUAUAAAUGGAAUCAUACGAUAUGUGGUCGUUUUGCAUCUGGCUUCUUUUACUUCACAUAAUAUUUCUGAGGUUCAUCUGUGUUGUAGUGUUUCUUUUUAUUAUUUGAUUAUUAUUCAGUUGUUUGAAUAUAGCAUAUUUGUUUAUCCAUUCACUAGUUGAUGGACAUUUGGGUUGUUUUCAGUUUGGGACUAUUAUGUAUGGUGUUGCUAUAAACUUUUGGGUGCAAAACUUUGUGUGGACAUGUGUUAUCAUUUCUCUUGUGUAGAAGUGAAAUUUCUAAGAGUGGAAUUUUUUUGUCCCGUGAUAAGCUUAUGAUUAGCUUUUUAAGAAACUGUCGAAUUAUUUUCCAGAGUGGUUGUACCAUUUUACAUUCCCACCGUCAAUGAAUGAGGGUUCUAGUUUUUCCUCAUCUUUGCCCACACUUUUAUUGUCUCUCUUUUUAAUACAGCCAUCCUAGUAGGUGUGAACUAGUAUCUCACUGUGGUUUUGAUUUGGACUUCCCUAGUGACUGAUGGUGUCUGGAUGGUGCUAACAGUUAAUGCAUUUGGCUGCUAACCAAAAGGCCGAAGGUUUUGAGUUCAACCAGAGGUGCCUCGAAAGAAAGGCCUGGUGAUCUACUUCAGAAAAAACAGCCACUGAAAAUCCUAUAGAGUACAAUUAUUCUGUCACACAUGGGGUCGCCAUGAGUUGAGAUCAGCCUGUAUACAGCAUCUUCAUUGCCUUCCUCCUCCUCCAUGAGACUUUGGAAAACAUUUAGAAAAAGACAAGUUAUUGAUUCAUCCAUACAUCUAUUCAUUCAUUUCUUUAAAAAAAAAAAAUUAUGGAAGUACUUACCCUAUGCCCAGCACUCUGCCAGGCCUGUAGAAGGUCAAGUACCUUCGCUGUGGGAAGGAAAAUGUUUAGGUGAAAGUGGGUUGUGAUCCAGGUCAUGGUAAAGUGGGUUGUGAUCCAGGUCAUGGUAGUCUGGGGCUGACUCAGCGGUUCUGUUAGUGCAAGAAGUUAUCGUUAGGGAAACUGAGCCUGGUGAGUACAAGAGAACAGUAAGAGUAAUAGAAACUGAGCUAUAAUCCACUAAUUCAACAAAAGAUAAUUGUGAGGUGUUAUCAGGGUUAACUGCGUUUAUUUUAGUUCUGAAAUACAAAAUGUAGACGAACCUCUUCUGUGGUUUUCCCAGAUGUCCUUUAAUUGACUCAGUGAAUUAGUAGAAGUAAAUUACUAUUUCUCAAAGGGAUCGCAAUAAAUCUAAUUCAUUUUAUCUUUCAAAAUACAACAGAAAGCACUGGGAUUUCCAAGCAAAUGGUGAAAAGUGUCUUGCUCAGAAAAUGAAAACGUGUGUUAUUUUUACUAAGUGCUUUUCACUCUGUCUGUGAACUUGAUGCCUGGGAACAUACUUCCUUUUCUUCAGUUUUCUGAAGUAUAAGAGAGAAUCAUAGGUUUCUUUUGAUUUACGGCAUAGAGAGAAGUAAAUGAAAUGCUGCCAUAAAUAACAAAAGAAAUAGAACGUGAUGUUGAAGUCCCUUUGCUGGGUCAUUUGAGCUUCUUAAUGUCCUAAAUGAUAAACGUGUGGGAGCUUUUUGACCAUCAAAAUUAAGAGGCUGUUAUAAAUUGGAAAAUACUUUAUCUCUUGUAUGCAUGUCAUGGUUAUAAAUGGAAGGAAUUAGGGUUAGGAAAUAAAGGAAAACAGAAAAAAAAAAGAUUCAUAAAUUAUCAGGUUCUGGGUCUUUUUUUUAAGGGAACCAUGUGGACUUUGGUAAAGUAAGUGGAG
Messenger RNA from Trichechus manatus latirostris (Florida manatee), 5861 nucleotides. RefSeq names its product dystrobrevin binding protein 1 (gene DTNBP1). Gene Ontology annotation, biological process: neuron projection development; negative regulation of protein kinase activity; regulation of synaptic vesicle exocytosis. Bases 293 to 952 code for a protein of 219 amino acids. The transcript is spliced from 8 exons. Lineage: Eukaryota; Metazoa; Chordata; Mammalia; Sirenia; Trichechidae. The record is from RefSeq and is a predicted model, not a curated record. Gene Ontology annotation, cellular component: plasma membrane; neuron projection; synaptic vesicle membrane.